AAACAAAACCAAAAAAAAACUGAUAUAUUUCCUCCCCUUUGCUUAGCCCCAGGAAAACAUAACGCUGUACUAUUUCUGGAUACUAGAAAAAAAAAAGGGCCUCCCUUUGAAAGCAGCAGGCUGUGCGUUCUUAAUGACAUCACUUUGCAUUCUAAUGUUGUGUGCUUGAUGUUAACAUGUCAGUGCAUAUAUUUUGUUCUUUUUUUUUUUUUUCCUCUUCCAUGCUGCAAGGCGCUGGGACAUUCCCAUCACAAAGCCACAUCUCUCACCGUCUCUCUUACACAGCACAUUGAUUCCAGACAAGCUGCAGGUUUCUAAGAAGAGCACCGAGGCUCAAUAAAAAAAAACCAGAAGACAGGACCUAACGAGCGAGACGCACAAAAAAAAGGAGGAAAAAAUAAAAAAAAUUCCCGGUUCAUGGUUUUGGAAUAACCCCUUCGCUGGCUGGAAUUAGACAUCAUCUCGAGGAUGGAGAAUGGCAGCAGAUGCUCUAGAAGAAUCGCUUAUUUAUUCUGGCUGUUAUUUUUCAUUCUGUUGGAGAACGGGGUCGAUGGAAAGAAGCCGACGAGGUCUAAAUGCCCCACCUGGUGUACCUGCACUAAGGACAAUGCCUUGUGCGAAAACGCCAAAACAAUUCCUCGACCCUUCCUACCCGAUGUUAUCACACUAUCACUUGUAAGAUCUGAAUUCACGGAAAUCCCCGAGGGGAGUUUUUUACACGUACCGUCUCUGCAGAUCAUAAUGUUCACGUCAAACACUUUCGAUGCCAUACGUGACGAUGCGUUCACCGGACUCCCUCACCUCGAAUACUUAUUUAUAGAAAACAACAAAAUUAAGUCGAUUUCAAGAAACGCUUUUCGAGGCCUGAAGUCUCUAGUUCACCUGAGCUUAGCAAAUAAUAACCUACAAUCAAUCCCUAAGGAUGUUUUUAAAGGUUUGGAUUCACUAAGGAUUGUAGACCUCCGGGGCAAUUCUUUUCACUGCGACUGCAAACUGAAAUGGUUAGUGGAGUGGCUGGAUAAAACUAAUGCAACAGUGGAGCAAAUUUACUGUGAAAGCCCCCCAGAAUAUAAAGGGCGUAAAAUCAACAGUCUGUCUCCUAAGGAUUUUGACUGUAUAACUACAGAAUUUGCAGCGUAUAAGUCCUUACCGUAUCAGUCUCUGUCGGUGGACACUUUCACGUACAUGAAUGAUGAAUACGUUGUGAUUGCGCAACCGUUCACCGGAAAAUGCAUUUUCUUGGAAUGGGACCACGUGGAGAUGUCUUUCAGGAACUACGACAACAUCACAGGCACAUCUACCGUGGUCUGCAAGCCGAUAAUUAUUGAGAAACAGCUGUAUGUUAUCGUCGCCCAGUUGUUCGGUGGCUCUCACAUUUACAAAAGAGAUAUCUUUGCAAACAAAUUCAUUAAGAUCCAAGACAUCGAGAUCCUUAAAAUCCGAAAGCCAAACGAUAUCGAAACGUUUCGAAUUGACGACAACUGGUACUUUGUGGUGGCCGACAGCUCGAAGGCCGGUUUCACGACCAUCUACAAAUGGAACGGCAAUGGGUUUUACUCUCACCAGUCCGUGCACGCGUGGUACCGGGACACCGACGUGGAUUACCUGGAGAUAGCCAACAAACCCCAUUUAAUUCUGUCGAGCAGCUCCCAGCGCCCAAUUAUUUACCAGUGGAACAAGAAAACCAAUGAGUUUUUUAAGCACAUAGAAAUUCCGGACACGGAGGAUGUGUACGCGGUGAAGCACUUCUCGGUCAAAGACGACGUCUACCUUUGUCUCACCAGGUUCAUUGGCGAUUCCAGGGUGAUAAAAUGGGAAGGGGGCUCGACGUUUCAGGACGUGCAACGGAUGCCAUCCCGCGGGUCCAUGGUCUUCCAGCCGAUCCAAAUCAACAGUCACAAGUAUGCCAUCCUGGGGAGCGAUUAUUCUUUCUCCCAAGUCUUCCACUGGGAUUCGGAGAAGGGAAAGUUUGUUAAGUUCCAAGAGUUGAACAUCCAGGCUCCGCGGUCCUUCACGCACGUCUCCAUAGACAAACGCGACUUCCUCUUUGCCGCGAGCUUUAAGGGAACUACACAGAUUUAUGAACAUGUUAUAAUUGACCUGAGCGCAUAACCCUUCACGUUUGAAAUAAGAGACAUUGUAAAUGGACCCGAUGAACUAAAUGCAUGGUAACUCUUUAUCGUAUCAUACUUCUGGGGGACCAGCUUUUAUAGGGAACCUGUCGGCCAAACGAUGGUUGAGACACGGAGUCACAUGUUGUCAGUGUAACCAAUGCUUUGGGUUUUGGUGUUUAGGAUUUAGAGCGGAUGUAAUUAGGCCAAGCCUCAAGAAUGGGGUAGAGGGCUCCACAAAGCUCUUAGGCAUCCUUGAGGCAUCAGAAAUUGACAUUGAGGGUAAUAAAUACCCCAGGUUGUCUAGAUUAACCCUUUAAGGACAAUGGGCGGUCCCUAAACCCAUUGAAAACAAUGCAUUUUGAGCCCGUACAUGUACGGGCUUUGUCAUUAAGGGGUUAACAUCCAUGACAUUCAAAUCAAAUUAUAUAUUUUAAUAAUAGACUUCCCUAUCAUUCUCACCGUAAGACUUUUUGCAGUUUGGCAGUCUAGAUCCUCAGUGAGUUCGCUAACAUGACCUCAUAUGCAAAGCAGCAACUGCUCCAUAUUUGCAUAUAAGGUCCGGUUCGUGCUGUCAGCGUGAGAGUUUUAAAAUAGUUUUUUAAAUGUUUCUUUUUUGUCGAUCUAUACACCCGCUUUGAAUUUCUGCUCGCGCAGCAUGCAAUGUAUGAUCUACACACCCACUUCAGCAUUGUUUAGGGGACAGGUUCAUUUUAAAGGCCGAACGUUCUUAAAAAAGAAGCAUCUUGUAACUUUAUCAAUUGUCAUGUCUAGUGAUUUUUUUUUGGGGGGGGGUCAACUUUUUAAAACAAUAGUUUACUGGUCCUCGCAAUUAACAGUUUGUACAUAUUCAUUCAAUUGCAUUUGUUCAUCUAAAGAGAGAAAUAUAAAUAUAUGUACUUUUUCCAUUUAUUUAUUCACCUGUUUAAAAGAAAACUGCCAAAUAAACUGUUUACAUUUUCUGUCUUCCGUCUUGACGGUGUAUUCCUUGCAAGUUGACGUCUGUCGUCUUUAGUUCUAUAUGUUUCGGCCACCUGGAUCCAAAUUAAUAAUAUGUUUGUAUAUAUUUUGUACAUAUGGAUAAAAACAAUAAACUACUGGAUAAUAUAUGGUCAUUUAAAACACA
Spea bombifrons (plains spadefoot toad) is the source of this 3237-nucleotide messenger RNA. RefSeq names its product leucine rich glioma inactivated 1 (gene LGI1). Bases 469 to 2112 code for a protein of 547 amino acids. Lineage: Eukaryota; Metazoa; Chordata; Amphibia; Anura; Pelobatidae. The record is from RefSeq and is a predicted model, not a curated record. Gene Ontology annotation, molecular function: protein binding. The transcript has 8 exons.